AAAACUUCUUCCCAUUUCUAAAACAAACACAUUCAUCAUGAGUAUCUCAGAUAGCUCAUCGUAUGGAGAAGAAGAAAACGAAGAGUACGAAAGGUUUCACCACCUACGUUUGAGUUUGAUCGGUCGGAGGCUGGCUGAAGGUGCAUCAAGUCGCCGUCAAACUACAAGCCGACGUCACAUUGAUCGUGAGAGGGUCGAAUGUAAUCGACGUCUUAUGAGGGAUUACUUCGAUCCAAAUCCAGUAUACAAUGCUCGCAUUUUCAGAAGGCGCUAUCGAAUGCAGCCAAGAUUAUUCCAUCGCAUUAUGGGCGACAUUGUGAGGUUUGACCCCUCAUUUGCUCUAAGGCGUGAUAGCUUUGGUCAAUUGUCACUAUCUCCAGAGCAGAAGCUUACUGGUGCGAUGCGCAUGCUAGCAUAUGGUUCUCCAGCUGAUCAACUUGAUGAGUAUGUUCGUAUGGGUGAAAGCACCUUGAUGGAGGUCUUCAGAAAGUUUUGCAACAACAUUAUCAACAUGUACGGGGCCACAUACCUUCGCGCACCUACUCCUGCUGAUUUAAGGAUCUUACUCCGUAAAGCCUCAAGUCGUGGCUUUCCUGGAAUGAUUGGAUCAAUUGACUGCAUGCAUUGGGAAUGGAGGAAUUGUCCAAGUGGUUGGGCAGGACAAUACACCGGCCACAUGCAUAGGCCAACAAUCAUUCUGGAGGCGAUGGCCUCCUACAACACAUGGAUAUGGCAUGCUUUCUUUGGGACACCUGGAUCGAACAACGAUAUAAAUGUUCUGGGGAUGUCACCAGUGUUUGAUUGUAUCGUCAAUGGAAGCGCUCCACAUGUACGAUUUGAGGUAAAUGGUCAUGCUUAUGAUCAAUGUUAUUAUUUGGCUGACGGUAUUUAUCCCUCAUGGUCGACUUUAGUGAAGACCUUCAGCAAUCCAAGGUCAAACAAAGAGGCUUUGUUUGCUCAACAUCAAGAAGCACACCGCAAAGAUGUGGAACGGGCAUUUGGAAUCCUCCAAACAAGAUGGGCAAUUGUUCGUGGCCCUGCAAGAGCUUGGGAUGUUGUCACGCUUAACAAUAUAAUGCUGUCGUGCAUUAUAUUACACAACAUGAUAAUCGAGGAUGAGCAGGUUGAUUCUGAUGACGAGAUGGAUGAUGACCUUGAUUAUGAGGUCCUUGCACAACCUGAACCAAUCAACCGACACCAAUCAACUCUAAUUGAUUACUUGGCUAGAAAUAACAGGCUUCGCUCAUCUACAACACAUCAUGCGCUUAGAAAUGACUUGGUUGAGCAUCUUUGGAAUUUGCACGGCAAUAUCUAGCAUUGUUUUACUUCAUGUUGCUUGGUUGUUUGUAUUUCAAGUUUCACUGUGUGAUUGUAUUUCAUGUUGCUUGGUGUGAUUGUAUUUCAAGUUUCAGUGUGUGAUUGUAUUUCA
Messenger RNA from Linum trigynum, 1429 nucleotides. The record is from the annotation of a GenBank genome assembly. NCBI's taxonomy places the organism in Eukaryota, Viridiplantae, Streptophyta, Magnoliopsida, Malpighiales, Linaceae.